This is a messenger RNA of Daldinia decipiens, 1155 nucleotides long. RefSeq names its product NAD(P)-binding protein. The transcript has 6 exons. The record is from RefSeq and is a predicted model, not a curated record. NCBI's taxonomy places the organism in Eukaryota, Fungi, Ascomycota, Sordariomycetes, Xylariales, Hypoxylaceae. Bases 201 to 1082 code for a protein of 293 amino acids.
GCACGGCCUGGCUUGCAAAACAGCUUCCUUCGAAAGGAGUGUGUAAUUGAAAAUAUGACUGAGACAGACUAUUGCGGCGUUAGGAGCUAUUACUGUUCGUAACCUAGGUGCCUAGGUGAGUAUAAAAAGGGUCAACGAGUAAGUUGAUUAACAAAGUUUCUUCAAUCCCUCAUCCUCCCCUCCAACUCAAACUCCUCAUCAUGGCAACUAUCACAAAGACAAUCGUGGCUACGGGUGCCACUUCAGGCUUGGGGUUCGAGUUAGUCAAGCAACUUCUUGCACAAACUCAGCCGUACAAAUUCAUUCUCGGAGCCAGGGACACGAAAACAGCCCAAGCCACCUUCGAUAGACUCAAGUAUGACAACAACAAGCACAGCUUAACUAUCUUCCCGUUAGAGCUGUCGAACCUCAAAACCGUCAAGACCUUCUCACAGCAAGCCUUAGAGAACGUUGGACAAGACAAGAUUGACUACUUGGUGCUCAAUGCAGCAAUUGGCAAUAAUUCUGAGCAACCCGGUCCGCAUGGUUCUAAAUGGAGUGAGCCCUAUAUUGUGAAUCACCUGUCUCAACACUACCUCGUUCAUCUACUUCGAGAGAAGUUAGAAACAUCGAAGUCGCGCAUUGUAGUUGUCUCCUCCGGCGCCGCUUGCCUUGUAAAGGACCCUAAAUUCCUUGAAGAUGAUCUCAGGGGUGGUUCGAAGACAGAACGCACUGUAUAUGAUGCUACAAAGUUUGUUCAGCUACUCGGAGCCCAUUGGUGGCGUCGUCAACUUCAGGGCAAAUGCCACGUCGUUGCUGUGUCGCCCGGCUUGGUCCCCGGCACCGGCAUCAUAAGAGGCAACGAUCAGCUCAAAUUUCCUAUAAACCAUCCAGACGCAAAGAGUGUUCCAGAAGGUGCCCAAAGUAUCUACCGGGCAUUCAUAAGGGACGAUUUCCCGGAAGACCCCGACCAGAUCUUCUUGACGAGCUGGGGCGAAUGGUGGCCCAAGGAUGUCUAUAGACUUACUCUUGACAAAGAUCUCCAGGACAAAUGGUCUCCCAGUAAAGACGAGAUUGAGAAAGAAGAGGGUUUAACCGCUUAGCUUAACAUAAUUACAUGUCUCUAAGAUUCUAUACUCGAAUAGAUAAUCCUGCGAAGUGGAAGAUCAGAUCCAA